AUGAAUUCUGUACCGUGGUUUAUUGAUCGAAUAGUGGAACAGAUAGAGAAAUACUUUCACGAUGGUUUAAUAUUAACAAAAACUGUAAAUGAAUUGUUGUGGGGCUAUGAAGAUGAAUUUUUAAAAGCUUUAUCGAAAAUUGGACUAGCAAUACCGACAACACAUAUUGGCUUACUAAUGAAUAUUAACAAUACAGUGAGCGAUUAUGUUACAGUUGAUAAUGGUCGAAUCAAUAGUAGCAUGGUUGGUCAAAUAGUUAAAUUUCAUGGGAAUGAGACAUUAUCCUAUUGGACAACACCAACUGCUAAUAUGAUUAACGGUUCUGACGGUACAAUAUUUCAUCCAUUCAUAAAGAAAGAAGAUAAACCUUACAUCUUUUCUGCAGAUAUCUGUCGUUCACUACAAUUUAUUGCUAAUUUAACGACUCAGAUUAACAAUUUACCAGUCAUUAAAUUUAUACCAAUGCCCGAUACAUUUAAAUCACCAAAAACAUAUGAAAAGAAUAAAGGAUUUUGUUUAAAUUGGCCUGAUUGCUUUGAUGACGGUGUCUUAGAUAUGUCAUCGUGUCAACCCGGUUCAGCUGUGGUAAUGUCGCAACCGCACUUUUUAAAUGCUAAUGAAUCAUAUCAGAAUGCUGUUGAAGGCAUACAUCCAAAUGAUGAAUUCAAUACAGUCAUUUAUUUAGAACCAAACACUGGUAGUAUUGUAAAGGCUGAGAAGAAAAUACAAGUCAAUAUUCUAGUUAAAAACGUUAAGACAUUCAAACAGCUUUCAAACAUUCAAACUGUUAUCUUACCAAUCAUGUUUGUUAAUGAGUCUGUCCAACUGAAUGAUACUUUAGUUGAUCAAUUGGUGCAUGCAUUAAUUAAAACACCGUAUAUUACAAAGAUUAUUUUAGUAUGUAUUGUUACAUUGUCAAUACCUGUUAUGUGUUUUGGUCUAUCAGUGUAUUUCUUUCAGACAGCCAGGAAUUCUGUAUAUAUACAUUUUGAAGACGAACAACAACAACAUCCUUCUGAAGAUGAUUCUCAGCAGAAUGUACACAGUGAAGAUGUUGAAGAACAUAAACACCAACAACAACUUCAUCAACAAAAUCCUGUAGCUUAAACUUACUCUUAGAUUAUUUUAGACCUCUGAAAUGUGAGAAACAUUAGUAUAAUUAAAUUUCAUUUGUAUGUCG
Molecule: messenger RNA, 1180 nt
Organism: Heterobilharzia americana
Lineage: Eukaryota; Metazoa; Platyhelminthes; Trematoda; Strigeidida; Schistosomatidae
Source: the annotation of a GenBank genome assembly